AUGAAAAAUAUCAUAUUCAACGCCAGGCGCCACUUUGCAGAUGAGAAAAGCCGUCUGCCCAAGUUGUACGGAUGUAUUAAAAGACAUCAGCUGCAGAAGCGAUGGGAAAAUAUUCGCCUUAAAAGCAAUAAAAUUAAGAACAUCGUCAUGGCAAAAAGAGCUUUCUCCUCUUCUUCUUAUUCAUCUCUAUAA
Messenger RNA from Clunio marinus, 192 nucleotides. NCBI's taxonomy places the organism in Eukaryota, Metazoa, Arthropoda, Insecta, Diptera, Chironomidae. The record is from the annotation of a GenBank genome assembly.